AUGUCACCCUUAGGUUCAUUAGAAAAGUUUGUUAUUGCCCUCAAUAGAGACAUCCACAUUCCUCCGUGCGAUGGGCAGUUUCUUUUAGACUUUGAGCAACUUCAGACUCAGUUUCCUGGUCAAGAACAACUGCGUGCUGUGUUGGAGUAUGUGUUUGUAUCUAUGGUUAUCCGGUGUAGUGGUCAUGCACCAAGAUCAGAGUUUCUUCUUUUUGCUUUGCGUAGAUUAUACAGUAUUCGGCAAUAUAAAGACAAAAAGGAAGGAGCAGUAGAGCCAGAGGUCGAUCCUGAAAGAGAUCAGAGCUUAGUCUUUGCAUAUCAGUCCACUGCAACAGCUGCUGGAGUUGCAGGUGGUACAACAUAUGCAGGGGGGCUAGAAAAUUAUUUGUUCACUUGUCAGGUGUUUGAAUCAUUUGGUGUUGUAGAGCUGGUGCAGUUACCUACUGAUGAGACUGGAAAUUGUAAAGUUUUUGGUUUCAUUCAGUUUGCACGCCUUGAAGAUUCUAGAGCUGCAUACAAUUUAAAUGGAAAAUUGGAGAUUGCAGGUCGAAUGAUGAAGGUAUCUGCCAUUACUGAUCAAUCUGGAAUGCAAGAAAUGGGUGUAAAUCCUGAUAAUUUUGAUGAUGACGAAGGAGGUGGCCUGGGUUCAUGA
Lactuca virosa is the source of this 651-nucleotide messenger RNA. NCBI's taxonomy places the organism in Eukaryota, Viridiplantae, Streptophyta, Magnoliopsida, Asterales, Asteraceae. The record is from the annotation of a GenBank genome assembly.